GCCUAUUUACUCUUUCUCUAUCCAUCUAUCUCUUUCACCACACUCCUCAUAGUAUCUAUCUAUAUAUAUUAUUUAUCUCUUUCUAUCCUUUUAUUGUUCUGCAAAAAGCUACUGCCACCAAAGCCUACCCCAUUUUGCUCUUCCCUUUCACACACUCCAAACUCCAACAGAACUCUAACUUUGGUGAGAAGGGAAAAAAAAAAAAAAAGCAACAAUGGAUGAAAAAGAUGAUGAUGGGUUGAGUUUAGGGUUGAGUUUGAGGCUGGGGUGUGGAGAAAAUGAAAAUAGUCAUCAUUCUUUCAACAUGCACAACCCUCCUCAAUCGGUUUCAAACCAAAGAGCUUCUUUCAAUAACUUGUUCCAUUUUCAUGAUCGGAGCUCCGAAAUGUGUUCGCUCCUCCGUGGAAUAGACGUGAACGUGGCGCCGCCACUGUCGUCAACGGAGGCGCCGCCGGCGUGCGACGACGAGAACGGCGUUUUGUCGCCGAACAGCACUAUAUCGAGCAUCAGCGGGAAGCGGAGCGAGAGAGAGGUCAACGGAGACGAGAACGAGAGGGAGUCGUGUUCUCGCGGCGGCGGAAGCGACCAAGACGACGGUGACAACGACGGCGACACUUCGAGGAAGAAGCUGAGGUUGUCGAAGGAACAGGCAUUGGUGCUUGAAGAAACAUUCAAGGAACACAACACCUUGAACCCGAAACAAAAGCAAGCUUUGGCAAAGCAGUUGAAUCUGAGGCCUAGACAGGUGGAGGUGUGGUUUCAAAAUAGAAGAGCAAGGACCAAGUUGAAGCAAACUGAAGUGGAUUGUGAAUACUGGAAGAGGUACUGUGAGAAUCUAACUGAAGAGAAUAGGAGGUUGCAAAAGGAAGUGCAAGAGCUUAGGGCAUUGAAGUUAUCACCACAGCUCUACAUGCACAUGAACCCUCCCACCACUCUUACAAUGUGCCCUUCAUGUGAGCGAGUUGCCGUCUCAUCUGCAUCCCCUUCCUCAUCGGCCAUCACACCCUCUGACCCGCCAGUGGCAAAUCGCAACCCAUUCGGCCCUGCUGUCCAGCGGCCGGUGCCUGUCAACCCCUGGGCGGCAAUGUCAAUUCGACGUCAUGCCCCGCCAUGAUUGAUCACUCUUAUGGUCAUGGUCCUGGCAGUAGUGUAAAAGUUCAGGAUGGAAUUAAGUUACAUAUUAGUUGCACUAGACAGAAAUGAACCAAUGAAAUAGGAAUCUUAUGUGUUGGUUUUACUUGCUAGAACUUUAUGUCACAGUUUGGGAAAUUCUACUUGCGCCUCCUUUUUUCUGGAAAUUAGUUUUUGGAAUGUAAAAAGUGAAAAUUGGGGAUUGUGAAAAAAAGAAAGAAAAAAAAAGGGAGUGCAAUUAGAAUUUCCUUCAUGGUUAUUAACUCUAAUUGUCUUGGCUUAUUUUAUUUUGGGCCUAGAUAGCACAUGUUUUGGUGAACUUUAGGAUGUGUAAAGUUUGGAAAUGUUAAAAGUAGUUAGUAUUUUGAUAUGUUGAAUAGUUUUUGUUAACCUUGGAAAGAUUGAAAAGGGGAUGGAAUGUGGUUUUA
This is a messenger RNA of Cajanus cajan (pigeon pea), 1559 nucleotides long. It is a transcript of the gene HAT3, whose product is annotated as homeobox-leucine zipper protein 3. Gene Ontology annotation, molecular function: sequence-specific DNA binding; DNA-binding transcription factor activity, RNA polymerase II-specific. Gene Ontology annotation, cellular component: nucleus. Gene Ontology annotation, biological process: regulation of DNA-templated transcription. The record is from RefSeq and is a predicted model, not a curated record. NCBI's taxonomy places the organism in Eukaryota, Viridiplantae, Streptophyta, Magnoliopsida, Fabales, Fabaceae.